UAUCGUAGAUAAGGCAGCAACGUUUAAAAUAUGAAUGGACAGAGAAGUUCUUUAAUUUUAAAUGAAAUUGAUUUCACUUUUAUCUUCGCUGUUCAAGAUAAGUGAACAUUUUAUCCCCGAUAGAGACCUAUUAAACUUAAACUUGACAAACUGUGAUUUGGGAGCGGAUUUAACUGAUUAUGAAACAACAGAGAUGGGUGUUUAUAGUACUACUGGUGGUCACAUUGGUAUUGUACAUGGUGACAAUCAACUUACAAGCGCCAUUAAAACAGGAAAGGCAGCUUCUUGACUACUUCGAGCCAAAGGAAUCAAAAUACACCCCAGCUCAGGAUGAACAUAUUUUAACAGAUUCUAUCAAAGGAAAGUAUGAAACAAGAAAAUCAGCUUUAAAUGAGAUACCAGUUGCAGAAAACAAAACGUAUAGAACAGAAGUGUCCACAAGUCCAAAAGUAUAUAGAAAAAAUACGUCCAAAAAUUCAGGGGAAAUAACUCAUAUUGAAUUUUUAAAAGUCCAUAAGGCAGCAAGCUCUACAGUUCAAAAUAUUCUCAUGCGAUUCGGUCUUAAACGGAAUUUAUCCUUUGUUAUUCCGGCAGAUCAGCAUUACAUCUCAAAGGAGAGAACUUACUUCAGUGAUAUCUGGCCACCAUUACCAAAAGAGUCAGCUGACAUCCGAGAUAACCUUGGUAAAAGUGACAAGCAUGAUAUUCUAUGUAAUCACAUGGUUUUCAACCGUAAAAAGAUUUCUAGGCUACUUCACAAUGAUUCCAUGUAUAUAGGAAUCGUACGAGAACCGUUCGAUCAGUUUUUAUCGUCAGCUAUUUAUUACAAGUUCAAAUAUAAAUACCCGUACCUUAGAAGGUUACCAAAGGAAACAUUCAUCACUGACCUUAUAAGGAAUCCUCGCCAGAACGAGGCUACAACAAUGGCGGAAUCGAUGACGUAUAAUUCGAUGUCAUACGACUUUGGCAUGAGUAUUGGCUAUUCUGAAGCUGCCAUUAACGGGUCACUUGAAGUUUUUGACGAGUUUCUUAAUGACACAGCUAACACUUUCCAUCUGGUUAUGCUUUUUGAAAAGUUUGACGAGUCGCUUGUGUUGUUAAGAAGAUACUUAAAUUUUACCAUUGAAGAUAUAGUUUACGUGCCAGGCAAUUCAUUUUCGUUUAAAAAAGAAGCCAAUGUGACUUUAGAAUUUAAUAUUACAGAAGACGACAUGGCUGUUUUUAGAGAAAGAAAUCAAUUUGAUUAUAAGUUAUACGCCUUCUUUAAAACCAGGAUAGAAAUGCAGAUAGCGCGGGAAAGCAUGUUUCAGGAAGAGGUCAAACAUUUCAAAGCAAUAUUGAAUGAAGUUCAAGAGUUUUGUGCAGAAGACGAUGAUGAAAAAUCUCAGAAAAACAAAACUACCUCCGCAAAGGAAGCACACAAGCCUAUAGAUGUGAAGAAAGAACGGUUGAAAACAGUGUUAAAAACAAUAAAUUCAACAAUAUCUAAUAAGGUCAUGACCGAGAAGCAGACGAUAGAGUUGCAAGAGUUGGGAAAAAUCAUUCAGAAAGAUUACUUAAAGUGGCCAUUAAAAGACCUGAUUUCCCUGUUACCUAGGCUAUUUCAAGACAAAAGAAGCAAACCUGACCCGAAAGAUGAAGAUGCUUCGCUGGAAUCAGACCUAGUUAUACCGGAAUCAAAAUGGAAUAAAGAAUUCACGGUGUCAGCAGCUGACUGUGACCUAAUGAACAUGGAAGAGUUAUCACUUGUGCAGAAAGUUAAGUCUCAGCACAUUAAACUUACGGUGUAUAGAAAAUUUGGUGAAAACUUUUCCGUUAUUGAAGCGGUAAAACACGUGUUAAGAUUUUACUAGCAAGUAACUUGCUGGAAAAACUAAACGACGAGGAAGUUAAUAGAGUAACAAAAUCUAAUAAAUGUACCUUCGAGAUAUCAAAGCGGGUAUUACUUAAUAUUCGCGGAAUUCGCGGUAACUACAAAUCCGCGAAAGUUUGUCUCCGCGAAAAUGCCGACGUUCUGAAAAACGCAUAUUGUAUCCGCGAAAAUUUCUAGGAAUACAGUAAAUAAACACACGAUAUCAGCUAAAUCAGAGAAACAAUAUAUAGCGCUACUUGAAUUAUGUACAUGCAUACGUUUAAAACGAAAUAACAGUAAUAAAGUAACUCCAAGAACAUAAAUUUUUUUUUCAAAGAAAAAAUCAGGAUAUUCAUUACAAUGUUAUUGUGGUUUUAUUUUAAAUUUUUAGAAAAAAAUAUUAAAAGUAUCAUCAAAUGAUAACCGAAUUUUUUAUAAAUAAAAUAGAAAUAGUAAUAUACAUGUAUACAUGUACUAUACAUUAUUUUAAUACAAAUUAAUUAUCUCGUUCCAUAAAGAUAAAUUUAUAAUUUUAAUAAGCGUCCAAUUAACUGCUGCUGUACAAUCAUCAUUUUCCAUAGCAAUUUUAAGCAAUUUGUCUAAUACUUCAUUUAAUUUUUCUUGAAAUGAUUCAUUUUUGGAAAUUACCUCCGGAGAAA
Messenger RNA from Ruditapes philippinarum (Manila clam), 2511 nucleotides. Its product is annotated as galactose-3-O-sulfotransferase 2-like. The transcript is spliced from 3 exons. NCBI's taxonomy places the organism in Eukaryota, Metazoa, Mollusca, Bivalvia, Venerida, Veneridae. The record is from RefSeq and is a predicted model, not a curated record. Gene Ontology annotation, molecular function: galactosylceramide sulfotransferase activity. Gene Ontology annotation, biological process: glycolipid biosynthetic process. The coding region runs from base 180 to 1853 and encodes 557 amino acids. Gene Ontology annotation, cellular component: membrane.